UCCAUCUCAAAACCCCUAACCCUAUAUAUACCCCUUCAUCUCCACCAUUCAUCUUCGUCUCACUCUCAUUUCUCUCUCUCUCUCUCUCUCUUCUCAGAUCGAAUCAGAGCUCAGAUCAGAUCUGAAAACAUGUCUCUCUCCGUCGAGAAAACCACCGCCGGCCGUGAAUACAAGGUCAAGGACCUUUCUCAGGCCGAUUUCGGUCGUCUCGAGAUCGAACUCGCGGAGGUCGAAAUGCCAGGUCUCGUCUCGUGCCGUACUGAAUUCGGUCCAUCUCAGCCAUUUAAGGGAGCCAGAAUCACUGGUUCUCUUCACAUGACUAUUCAGACUGCUGUUCUUAUCGAAACCCUAACCGCACUCGGUGCUGAGGUGAGAUGGUGCUCCUGCAACAUUUUCUCGACUCAGGAUCACGCUGCGGCCGCCAUAGCUCGUGAUUCGGCUGCUGUUUUUGCUUGGAAAGGUGAGACUCUUCAAGAGUAUUGGUGGUGUACUGAGCGUGCUCUUGAUUGGGGUCCAGGUGGUGGUCCAGAUCUGAUUGUUGAUGAUGGUGGUGAUGCUACGCUUUUGAUUCAUGAGGGAGUUAAGGCUGAGGAGAUCUAUGAAAAGACUGGUCAGUUGCCUGAUCCUACUUCUACUGAUAAUGUUGAGUUUCAACUUGUUCUUGGGAUUAUUAAGGAAGGUUUGAAGACUGAUCCUAAGAGAUACCACAAGAUGAAGGAUAGACUUGUUGGUGUUUCUGAAGAAACUACUACUGGUGUUAAGAGGCUUUACCAGAUGCAAGCUAAUGGAACUUUGUUGUUCCCUGCUAUCAAUGUUAACGACUCUGUUACCAAGAGCAAGUUCGACAACUUGUACGGAUGCCGUCACUCUCUCCCAGAUGGUCUUAUGAGGGCCACUGAUGUUAUGAUUGCUGGAAAGGUUGCCGUUGUUUGCGGUUACGGAGAUGUCGGAAAGGGUUGUGCUGCUGCUCUCAAGCAAGCCGGAGCCCGUGUGAUCGUGACCGAGAUCGACCCCAUCUGUGCCCUUCAGGCUCUCAUGGAAGGUCUCCAAGUCUUGACACUCGAAGACGUUGUCUCCGAUGCUGAUAUCUUCGUCACCACCACCGGUAACAAAGACAUCAUCAUGGUUGACCACAUGAGGAAGAUGAAGAACAACGCCAUUGUCUGCAACAUCGGUCACUUCGACAACGAAAUCGACAUGUUGGGUCUCGAGACCUACCCCGGUGUUAAGAGAAUCACCAUCAAGCCACAAACCGACAGGUGGGUCUUCCCCGAGACCAACGUCGGUAUCAUUGUCUUGGCCGAGGGACGUUUGAUGAACUUGGGUUGUGCCACCGGACACCCUAGUUUCGUCAUGUCUUGCUCAUUCACCAACCAAGUCAUCGCCCAACUCGAGCUCUGGAACGAGAAGUCAUCUGGGAAAUACAAGAAGGAGGUUUACGUCUUGCCUAAGCAUCUCGACGAGAAGGUCGCCGCUCUUCACUUGGGCAAACUCGGAGCUAGACUCACCAAGCUCUCCAAGGACCAAGCUGACUACAUCAGUGUGCCAGUUGAGGGACCAUACAAGCCUGUUCACUACAGGUACUGAGCAAUUGUUUGGUCAAUUGAAUGACCUCUCUGAGUUGAGAAACCAUAAAAAUUUCGAAGAAUUGAUUUGUUUACUUUGUCACAAUUUGAUGUGGUAGUAGAAUACUAGAACUUUGAUUUUUGUAGGGUGUGUUUUUUUAUAUUUGGUGGUGGUGGUGGUUUUGGGGUGAAGUGUAUGGAAAUUGGUCUCUGAUGAAGAAGACCUUUUUAAUAUGGAUUUGGGUUUUUAAUAAGGAAUGGAUUUUGGGUUGUGUUGGGGAAUCAAUAUAUAUAUAAUAUGAUAUGAUAUAAUAUAGAGAAAAUGGUAAAAGGAAUGAAUUUACUUUUUGCCCA
Molecule: messenger RNA, 1919 nt
Organism: Cannabis sativa
Lineage: Eukaryota; Viridiplantae; Streptophyta; Magnoliopsida; Rosales; Cannabaceae
Product: adenosylhomocysteinase 1
Exons: 2
Coding region: 130-1587 (485 amino acids)
Biological process (GO): L-methionine cycle
Cellular component (GO): cytosol
Molecular function (GO): adenosylhomocysteinase activity
Source: RefSeq, a predicted model, not a curated record